AUGACUGGACAAACUUCGGUCACAGCUGGGAAAUCUUUAGCAGACUAUAGUCAAUGGCUUCACAAGAUCACCAUACACACCACGAUCACCACCACGACCAUCACCACCAUCAGCAUGACCAUACCCAUGACGGGUAAGAUAUUUUAUCUCCAAUUCAUUCCAUUCAUUAUUGUUGUUUUGAAAACAUCAUCAUGGGUUGGCCCAGAUGGAAGGGUGUACCAUAGCCAUGAUGGACUAGCUUCACAUUCCCAUGAACCCAUAUACUCUCCUGGCUUCUUUAGCAGGAGAGCGCAACCAAUCCUUACAAGGGAUUUCAAUGAAAGAGCUUUCACUGUUGGCAUUGGUGGCCCUGUUGGUACUGGGAAAACAGCUUUGAUGCUGGCUUUGUGUAAAUUCUUGCGUGACAAGUACAGUCUUGCUGCUGUUACAAAUGAUAUAUUCACAAAAGAGGAUGGUGAGUUCUUGGUUAAGCAUGGAGCACUGCCUGAGGAGAGGAUCCGUGCUGUUGAAACUGGAGGCUGCCCACAUGCUGCGAUUCGUGAAGAUAUCAGCAUUAACCUUGGCCCUCUUGAGGAGCUUUCUAACUUGUUCAAAGCAGACCUACUUCUUUGUGAAUCUGGUGGAGAUAAUUUAGCUGCCAACUUCAGUAGGGAACUGGCUGACUAUAUCAUCUAUAUAAUAGAUGUAUCUGCUGGUGAUAAAAUUCCUCGGAAAGGUGGGCCAGGCAUCACCCAAGCUGAUCUCCUUGUCAUAAACAAGACUGACCUUGCGCCGGCAGUUGGAGCUGACCUAGCCGUAAUGGAGCGUGAUGCACUUAGAAUGCGGGAUGGAGGGCCAUUUGUUUUUGCUCAGGUGAAGCAUGGGCUUGGCAUAGAGGAAAUUGUGAACCACAUUUUACAAGGUUGGGAAGUAGCAACUGGGAAAAAGCGUCAUUAA
Dovyalis caffra is the source of this 936-nucleotide messenger RNA. Lineage: Eukaryota; Viridiplantae; Streptophyta; Magnoliopsida; Malpighiales; Salicaceae. The record is from the annotation of a GenBank genome assembly.